UCAGUCGUUCGUUGGAGCGCGUCCUGGCAGCAACGCGAGCGAGGCGCUGCUCCUCUCUCAGAAGCUCUGUUGUGUGUGCGUCGCAGAGGUGAUGAUGUAGAUUGUUUCUAGUACCUACAAGCUACUUAAACUCGAGUCGAGAGGUAAUGCUAUAAGACUGGAAAAAGUCAAAAUGGUAAAUACAAGGCGUUUGUCCAAAAUGAGUGUUGCAGUCUAUCUAGUGAUGGUCGGUGCCAUCUCCGCGAACUGGGUGCCAUAUACGCUAGGCGGCAAUACCGUCAUGGUGGACAGCAGUGCCCUGGGACACAGCAAACCUCUUCUGAUAUACCUCCAAGAGGGUAUGCCUCAUCGUAGAAAUUCUGACGAAGUCAAUGACAACGCAGAGGCCGUGGACACGGAAGGGAGCGUACCAGAUGCAGGCGCGGAACGCAAGACCGAGUCUCCUUCCGAUGCGCCGCACGAAGACGCUGAGCCAGACACUCAGGCAUCAAAUCUUUUCACCAAUCAAUUUGGAUUCACCAAAGAUAAAAACGGCAAUCUGAACAUCGACGUGUUUCCCACAUCCCAGACCUGGGACUGGGAAAACCAGGAUGUUCUUCCCGGCACCCACGAGUCCCUGUACUACGCUGUCCAGACCCCAGACGCCAGCCACGUCUCGCAGAAGAUCCAUAAUAUCGUGACGACCCUCAACCAGAAUAACGCCGGCGUGAAGUUGAACGACCGAGCGCCCAUCGAUGCCUUUCCCAUCAUGCCCGCCCGCCCAGGAGACGUCCCUCCCGUCCUGAGCGAAAGCGGGUUUGCCGGUGUGUCUGUGAUGCACAAAGUCCCACAGGACACUGAACCCUACGACGAGUCCACGACAAAUACUGGAAAUUUCAAUCUGUACGUAAAUAAUGAUCCCAUUGAGUCAGCGACCCCAGAAGGAGGCGUUUAUCAAUACGAAGAUCAAAUCAUUUUCGAACCACCGGCCUUCCCGUCCCUCAGUUCGUGGGUCAAUGUUGAUCACAGAAUCAAACAAAAGGAUCCCUCCGUGCAUGCAGCGACGGGUUUGCAACUAGGAAGUCCGCACGCGGCGCCUCUCGCACCCAGUGACCUACAUCGCCCCGGCCAUGACUCAUCGAACGCUCCAGAACAAAUCGCUGAGCAAGUUAGCGAUUCGCUCGUCGCGGUCUCUGCUGCCGACGAGAAGCAGGCAGCGAAUACCAAAGAUGAGUCUUCAGUUACUAGUACGACACAAGUUUCUGAUGUCAGUCUGGAUGUAACCCAACUCCCCGAAGUCACACAAGAUGCACCUACAAUUGCCAGUGCUACUCACGUCACUGAUGUCAGAGAGGGUGCUUCUCCAACCAGUGACGUCCCGAGUGUCUCUCAGGACAACGGUAUUAUCACUGAAGCGGCUAUUGAGUCCACCAGUGAAGCGCAAAGUACUGUUCAGAGUGAAGGUUCAGUGAGUGACAUUUCCAGCCAACAAACGGAAAAUGACGCUCUGAUAGAAGCCAGUGUGGCAAAUCCAAUGCAAAGUUCAGCCCAGGGUCAAGAAGAAGCCACAGAAAAUCCAGAAAACGGGAACGACGACCUCGGUGGUGAAGUCUCCACGAUCCCCGAUGUCCUAGAAACGACAGAGGCAUCUUCUGAAGUGAACACGACAAUCCCUGUGGAUGAGUUCCUGCUUCAGAAGGAGGAAGAAUUAAGACUCAAGGAAGAACAGGAGAAGCAAGCGAUGCUAGCCGAGCAGCAGGCUCACCUUGCUCUUGAACUAGCGAUGGCAGACCUCUUCACAGAUUUCACCAAAGAUGAAAAGACUAAUCAGUCCGAGAGCGACACCGAUGAAGUUGAAGGAAAUCCAUUAUCCAUUACUACAAUUGAGCGAGAUUCCUCGGACCUGCUAGACGAGUCCGAUCAAAGAGCUGAUUCUCAGCUUCAGGAAACACAGACAGACAUUCCUGAGAUCUAUCAGACAACAACAGAAUCUAGACAGUCAGACGACCAACAAAUCAUCCAGAUAACAAGAGUAGAUGAACAGUCAACCAACGACCAGGAAACCAACGCUGAUGACCGCGUUGAAAGCUUUGUCCAUCAACCCACUUUGGAAGGAGAGUCAGACAUGAGUCAGGACGCGCGAGAAGAGGAGCAGUUUGGCACCACGCAAGAAGCUCUGGAAAAGCAGGCGGACGACCUGCCUGUUAGCACUCAAAAAACUAUAGUUAGAGAGUCAGGAGAUAUUCAGGAAACGCAGUUAGAGGAUCAGGUCGUCACCACUCAGGCACCCCAAGCAGAGAGGCAACCAGACGAUAUUCAGAAAGCACAGCUGGAUAGCAGUCAAGUUACCCUAUUUGACGGACGGCCAGACACCAGUCAGCAGACCCAUGUGGAAGAUCAGCUCAGCGCUUAUCCCGCGACCUUGGAAAAAGAAAAGCCGGGCAGCAGCGAAGGGACGCUAGAAAUCAGGCCCCUGCCAAGCACGGACGCCACGCCCUUGCCCACCUUGCCCAUUCUGUACAUGGGCAACCCGUCCCUCCUGAGCGACUUCCCUCCGACGCGCGAUGGGCCGACGUCCUCACAGACCGACCUCCACUACUCCCCGGCCGCCGGCGUCGACCUCCGCCCCAUCACCACAGACCAGGAGGACGGCGUGUACAACCAGAGGCACAACCCGCCCGGCCCCGAGUCCAGCCUCAUCAGCUGGUACGACCGCGACCCCAUAACCAUCUUCGACCCCCACCACCACUCGUCGAAGGUCACGGGGGCCCCCGAGAAGUCCGGGACGCCCAGCCCGCAGGACAACGACAUCCAGACUGGGGGAGGAGGCAUCCCGGGCCACCAGCCGCCCAGGCUCGACACCAACGACGAUGACGUCUUCCUUCCCGAAGAGGCAAAUAACACGGUGUCUCUUGUGAAGAAUGGAGCUGUUUUCCACGCCGCUAAUCCCAGCCUCAUUGAGAAGAGAACAUGCAGAUGUGGUCUGCGGUUCAACACAAAGAUCGUCGGCGGAGAUCCAACAGAUAUUGCACAGUAUCCGUGGCAGAUUGGCUUGGCCCAGAAAUACGACAAUUUUGUUUUCUGCGGAGGUUCCAUCAUCAACGAUCGAUAUAUCCUCACAGCCGCCCACUGUGUUGAUGGAAACUAUCCCGAAAACCUGGUCGUUCGCGUCGGUGAAACAACAAGAUCGGGUCCUGCAAUAACCAUAGAUGUAGAGAGAAUCACAGUUCAUGAAAAGUACAGCCACGAGUCGAUAGUCUCCUACGACAUUGCUUUACUGAGAUUAGCUUGGCCUAUUGAGUUCUCCGAGUCGGUUUUGCCCGUCUGUCUUCCGAAUAAUAAUAAGAAAUUCAGCAACAAGAAAGCGGUCGUCACCGGAUGGGGAAAAGAUAACUCCGUUGGCAAUGUACAGGAGAGGUUACAUGAAGUUACAGUCAAGGUUUUAUCAACGAAGAAGUGUAGAAAAAAUUCAGAAUAUGACAAGAAGGAAGUUCAUAAGAACAUUGUCUGUGCAGCGUCUAGAGAUAAAGAUGCUUGUCAGGGCGACAGCGGCGGGCCUCUGGUAGUUCUCGAGAGCGACUCCUACACGCAGAUCGGCGUGGUGUCUUGGGGCAUCGGCUGCGCGGAGCCGGACUACCCCGGCAUCUACACCCGUGUCUCAUCGUAUAUGAAGUGGAUCGGGGAUAAUACCCAAGAGGGCGUUAUGUGCCGAGGCCCUUCGGUUAAGGUAAAGGAUAAGAAUAAGAAUAAGAAUAAGAAUAAGAAAAACAAGAGGAAAAAUAAGAAUAAGAAGCAAAAUAAGGACAACAAGGAAAACGAGGACGAAGACGAGAAUAACAACAGAAAAAAGAACAAACCCGCUCUCGCCGGUCAGAUCUUGAAACUCACCGGCGGAGAAACAAACAAACGGAAAGAGAACAGGAACAAGAACAAGAACAAGAAUAAGAAUAAGAACGAAAAUGAAGGAGGGGAUAAAGAAUGGCAGAGUCUCACUCAAGCACUCAAAGGAAUCGCUGAGAUAUUUCGGGAAGAAGCCGACGAUACCCCAACGCCUGAACCAACGGCCGAAAAAUAGUCUCAGUGUUUCACAGCUUUAGGAAGUUUUUUGAGGCUCUAGAUGCCAGACUGGAAACUUGCUCUUGCACUCUUCUCUGUAGUUGUGCUCAUUUGUCGCGCAAAAGGCUCUCCAAUGUUGUCAUAGCUGUGGAAACUUGAGUGUUUUGAGGUAUUUUCAGCUAAAGAUGAAAGGUUUUUUUUUUUCCCCGAGAAACAUUAGACACAUAGAAAUUACAAUAAAUAGAUAAGUGAAUAAAUAGUAAAGACAGUGACAACAAAACAAAAAUAAAAUAAGUAAAAAUAAAUUUCCAGUUUGGUUUAGAGAUAAGCUUUAUUUAUGUUGGUCUCGAAUUUCUAAUGUGAAUGAGGCAUUUUUGAAUGACUUCGGUGUUAUAUUUAUUGGGGUAAAAUUAUGGGGAUAAUUUUUUGGUGGCAUUAUUAUUCAUAUUUAUAUCAUGACUCAUAUUUAUAUAUCAUAUAUAUAUUUAUAUAUAUUUAUUUCACUGAUUAGCAUUUAAUUACCUUAUACAUGAAUUUUAUUUAUCUGGCGAUUUUUUCGCGUUGUUGAUUAAUAUAUAAAACGUAAUCCUAUUGUAGGCGAUGUUGUAUGACUUCAAUACACGGUUAUUUGUU
This is a messenger RNA of Penaeus chinensis, 4668 nucleotides long. RefSeq names its product mucin-17-like. The transcript has 8 exons. Gene Ontology annotation, biological process: proteolysis. NCBI's taxonomy places the organism in Eukaryota, Metazoa, Arthropoda, Malacostraca, Decapoda, Penaeidae. Gene Ontology annotation, molecular function: serine-type endopeptidase activity. The record is from RefSeq and is a predicted model, not a curated record. The coding region runs from base 173 to 4054 and encodes 1293 amino acids.